This is a messenger RNA of Triticum aestivum (bread wheat), 1448 nucleotides long. RefSeq lists its product as uncharacterized. The transcript has 4 exons. Lineage: Eukaryota; Viridiplantae; Streptophyta; Magnoliopsida; Poales; Poaceae. The coding region runs from base 426 to 1196 and encodes 256 amino acids. The record is from RefSeq and is a predicted model, not a curated record.
UCGCAUUCGCGACGAGAGAACGAAGAAAAUAAAAAUCCCCAAUCCCUCCGCCCACCCACCACUGCUCCUCGUCCUCCCCUCCCAGAUCUGCCGGGCACGGCCCUCGCCGGCGGCGUUGGGUCCGCGAUGCCUCGGACGGCGCAGGGGGCCUCGCCCCUGCUCCGCGACGACGCCGGCGCCCUCCUCCCCUCCGCCAUCUGCUGCUCCCACCGCCUCAAGCCCUGGUCUUGGCACCCCAAUAUCCACUCCUCCUAGCGCGCCCUCCCCUUCCUCCCCUCCCCUUCCCCUUCCUCCUUUCUUCCUCCUCUAGUGGCCGGACUUCUCUGCUUCUCGUCGCUGUCGUGCCUCUGCUUGCGGGAUUGGAUCGCCGGCGCCGGGACCGGGGUCUGUGGCUUGUGGUUGCUGUUCUAGGAAUCGAGUUCUUGAUGGAUGGUCAUUCCUGUGAUCUUGGGAGUGUGCCAGCAGUGGCAUCUGAUGGUGCGGGUACCUCUUCCGCCGUCCCCGGCGGCACUGACAUUUCUCCAGGGAAGCAUUCAGCCCUGGAUCGACCUCCGAGGCAGGGGGAGACUGCCGAUGGCUCGUUGGAGGCUGGAAUGUGUGCGGGUUUCUCCAAGUCGGCCGGCUUGGGGUUGAAGAAAGACCUCCAGAAGUGCGCAACGUUUCCGUCAUCUGCCGUUGAGGCCGAACAGGAAGAUUCAUGCUGUGACGCUGAUGACGCGCCGAAGGACGCUCACACUUACCAGCGCUCUGCGUCCUUGCCUCCAACGGUGAAGCUCAUCCCUGCUAUCAAAGGAAGCCGCCAAAAGAAUGGGAUUCCUUUACCAGCAGAGGAUCGCCACAUCAAAUGGGCGGCCGACGUGUAUGACCCCCCUGUUUCAUCCGUUUCUCAUUCUGUGAACAACAGUUACCAGCGACGGCCCAAGCCCCGUAAGAAGGACAAGACCAAACAGAAAGAGAAGCGGAAGGCCAGGAACAAGAAAAAAACCAGCAACGCUGCCCAAAAUCAAGCUGUGCUCCAGACUCCUGAACUGGAGGACCUUGGCACCUCCAUUGGUAGGGAGGCUCCAGCCGACCCCGGCAAGCUUGAGACCGAGAUGUUGGACUAUGGCAUCAGCAGCCAAGAGGCCAAAUGCGGAAGCAGCUUCCUGCUCGAGACGGCUGCUAAAAUGCAUUUCUCCACCGCCGAGGCCUCCUGAAACGCCCGCGGGAGACUCCAGACUCUGCAGUAGCAUCUCUGUUAUGUAAAUAGGAUGGCUGUACAUAAAUAAAUCAUGUGUGUUGUUAUCACCAUGUACCUCCCGUUGGACGUGAUGUGCUAGAGAACUUCUGCCCUAGCGUUAUUUCGUAGCAAUCGUCAUGAAUUUUGGACUGGUUUUUGUAUGUAACUAUGUAUGUUCUGCUGGACAAAACUACCAUCAAUCUAUUACUACACAACAGUUGCUGCCUUA